This is a messenger RNA of Mesocricetus auratus (golden hamster), 1206 nucleotides long. RefSeq names its product protein TCL1B2-like. Gene Ontology annotation, biological process: positive regulation of peptidyl-serine phosphorylation. The record is from RefSeq and is a predicted model, not a curated record. Lineage: Eukaryota; Metazoa; Chordata; Mammalia; Rodentia; Cricetidae. Gene Ontology annotation, molecular function: protein serine/threonine kinase activator activity. The transcript has 4 exons. The coding region runs from base 227 to 637 and encodes 136 amino acids.
CUGGGAGUCUGGACAUGGUCCACAUGAACCCUGUAGAGGGCUAGCCUGAGGGCACCUGGGGAAGGUGGCAGCUGUUUCUAGGGAUUUUUGCUCCUGGCCCAGCUGAAGAAGAACUGGGUUUCUCAUGCCUUAUUGUCCUAGCCCCUGCUGCAACCGUGGUUAUUUCUCAGCCUGUCUUUGCGGGACUGCUUUUUAAGGAAACCCACAGCUCAUUGGGCUCCUGACUAUGGCAGCUACUCCCCUGGGGCUACCCCCAGUCAUCCUUAUUCUGGUAACUCCUGGUUACUAUAGGGAUGAGAUGCAGAGACUCUGGAAGGUUGUAAGCCUGCGAUUUAUUCCUGACCAUCCAAGUCAUGAAUGGCCUCAAGCCUGUAUACGUGUCAGUUUGUGGCAGUUGGGCGAAUGCUGCUUGAAGUCCUCAUCCCCUUUCUCAUCAAGUUUAACAUGUCUCCCCAUGAGAUGGUAUAAACAUCCUCUGGAAAUGUACUAUGGGACAGACCAUAUGUACUGGAUAAUGGUGGUACAUUGCCAGGAACUGACUAGAUGUGUGUCACCCAGGACUCUGAUGGCUCUUCUUGCUCCUGCAGAUUUGUGGCAUAGAGCAACUGGACUUAAAGCUUGGGAUCCCAAUGGGUGAUGAUAGCUUUUUUGGGCCCUGACUCUUGCAGCCUCAGUGAAGAUUUUAUGCAUCUAUUUCUCUGCUUGCUCCACACAUUUCCAGUUUCCAGUCCCUCCUGCUUGACUCAGCUCUGGACUUCACAUGAUUGGCUUCUAUGAACUUGUAAUGUCUGUGUCCUGAGCCUUCUCCGUUCCUGGGUACAGGUUGGCUUUCUUGCCUGCUUUGUGCCUCUGAUACUGACCUCAGAGAUGACCCUUCUAAAGAGACCUCAUCCAUGUGAACGCCUUUCCUGGCCUCCCAGUGCAGCAUGCCCCUCCGGUCACUCUGAUCUGGAGGCAACUGUGGAGCAGGUAUGGAUGGGGACUCCAUUCCCUGUGGAUCUCUGAGCUACCAAUGCUGGCUGGAAGUUGACCUGGUGCUGGGCAGAGGACUCUGUGCUCUGUGCUUAAAGGCACAAUGGAUGUGCACAGGGAACAUCUGGUCACUUUUCCCACGUGCUCAGGACUUGUCUCCCAGUAGAGAUGCUGAACCUAACCCCCAUUCCAAACUUGUUUUUAACUAAUUAAACUUUACUUCUUUUACAAUAA